AUGCAGGUGAUAAUUGGGCAAGGAGUGGCAAAAGUUUUGGAUUCAGGGCACCCGAACUUCAAGAAGGGUGACUUGGUUUGGGGGAUGACUGGAUGGGAAGAGUACAGUCUCAUUACGACAACAGAUUACUUGUUCAAAAUUGAACAUACUGAUGUACCUCUUUCAUACUAUACAGGAAUUCUGGGUAUGCCCGGAAUGACUGCUUAUGCUGGUUUUUAUGAAAUUUGUACUCCUAAGAAAGGAGAAUAUGUAUUUGUCUCUGCAGCAUCUGGUGCAGUUGGUCAGCUCGUUGGGCAGUUUGCAAAGUUGAUGGGGUGCCAUGUUGUUGGAAGUGCUGGAAGUAAAGAAAAGGUUGAUCUGUUGAAGAACAAGCUUGGCUUUGAUGAAGCUUUCAAUUACAAGGAAGAGCACGACUUGGAUGCCGCUCUGAAAAGGUCAGUCAUAUUGUUGAUUGCCAGGUACUGUCCUGAAGGUAUUGACAUUUACUUUGAGAAUGUUGGGGGAAAGAUGUUGGACGCAGUGCUCCUCAACAUGAGGAACCACGGCAGGAUUGCUGUCUGUGGAAUGAUGUCACAAUACAAUCUUGAUAAACCAGAAGGAGUAAAAAACUUGACGCGCCUCAUCUACAAUAAAGUGCGUAUGGAAGGAUUUAGAGUUUUCGAAUACUAUCCCCAAUAUUCCCAGUUCUUGAAUAUUGUCUUGCCUUCUAUUAGAGAAGGGAAGAUAACAUAUGUGGAAGACAUUGCUGAAGGCCUUGAAAGUGGCCCUGCAGCUCUUGUAGGACUUUAUAGUGGCCUCAACAUCGGAAAACAAUUAGUUGUAGUCGCUCGUGAAUGAUGAAACCUUCUGGUGUACAUCCUUUUCCCACUGAUGCACUUUGAGUUUUAUGUAUGAAUACAAUGUAGCCCUCCUCAAAUUGCAUUGUUUUGAUCAUCCCUUUUUGGAUGUGAAGGAGGUAGUAUUGCUCUAUUUGCUGGUUGUUUUAUCUACUUUGUAGAAAUAAAGAAUGAGAAAUGUUGUUUACCUGUAUUU
Cornus florida is the source of this 1032-nucleotide messenger RNA. RefSeq names its product 2-alkenal reductase (NADP(+)-dependent)-like. Lineage: Eukaryota; Viridiplantae; Streptophyta; Magnoliopsida; Cornales; Cornaceae. Bases 1 to 837 code for a protein of 278 amino acids. The transcript has 4 exons. The record is from RefSeq and is a predicted model, not a curated record. Gene Ontology annotation, molecular function: 2-alkenal reductase [NAD(P)H] activity.